AUGUUUAAUAGCCACUUUCUAGUCCUUGCCGUUGCCUUCGGCACAGCAUGGUUCUUCCUGCCGGUGGCAGGUAGCGUGCUACCUAAAGGUCAGAUUGGUGAAAGUCGCCAGGACACAGGCAAUAAGUGGAUGGAUACAUGGACAUCGAUGCCCCAGCUCGUGGAACCGGGCAACUUACCCCCUUUACCAUUCACACCACAGAGUGUCGUUUUUAACGAAGCAACACUUCACCAGACUCUCCACGUUUCCAUUGGAGCUGAUAGGAUCAGACUACAAAUCUCAAAUACUUUCGGCGGCAGCGACCUCCCAAUCACCGAAGGUGCCAUCGCUCUUCCUACUGUCAUCGAGGCGUCACCGAUAGCCAGUCUGACUUGUAACGGAGCUACGUCGGUAACAAUCCCGAAGGGCGAAGUGGCAUACUCAGACCCGAUUGAUUUUUCAGUUGCGGCCGAGUCGAUGCUUACCUUAACCCUCUAUCCUGCUGCUGGGCAGCCUAGAAACAGCAUUACGGGUCAUCCUGGGAGUCGGACUAUGUCUUGGAUGCAAGAAGGCAACCAAGUAAAUGCAACUAGCAUAACUGGAUCGAGCGUCGCUCGUAUUUCCUGGCCGGACUUGCUCCUUGCACGGAUUCAGACAAACCAACUCACCGAAAUAGGAGUUGACAACCAGGCCGCAGGAGGCAACCGCGUCCUCCAGGGCCUCGGUCCCAGCCUAAUCAGCCGGUAUAAGCGUGAUGCUAUUGAGAAAGAAUGCGUAAAAUACAUCAUGAUCUUUGAGGGCGUCAAUGACAUUAGAACGGCAGGGACUAACCAGAAUACCCGAACUCGACUUGGAGACAAGCUCAUAUCUGCGUUCACGCAGAUCGCCAAUGGUGCACGCGCCGCUGGCAUUCUCAUCUUUGCUACGAUCACGCCGUUCUCGGGACCAGGGCAGUCGUAUUCUGACCCUACUCGUGAGGUAACACGGCAGAGGGUUAAUGGUUGGUUCACAUCAAGCGGGCUGUUUGAUGCCGUUGUUGAUUUCGAUGCGGUCGUUCGCGAUCCGGCGACUCCUUCGCAGUUGGCCCCAGAAUACAACGGCGGAGACUAUCUCCACCCUAAUGUCGCGGGGUAUCAGGUUAUUGCGGAUGCGUUUCCGUUGGAUAUAUUUACGGCUGCGGCUAGCAAACGUGCCGUAUAG
Pseudogymnoascus destructans is the source of this 1179-nucleotide messenger RNA. RefSeq lists its product as uncharacterized. The record is from RefSeq and is a predicted model, not a curated record. The transcript is spliced from 4 exons. Bases 1 to 1179 code for a protein of 392 amino acids. Lineage: Eukaryota; Fungi; Ascomycota; Leotiomycetes; Thelebolales; Thelebolaceae.